CUAAAUGGCUUAACCGGCUAUCGCAACGUGGAAACUUGUCGACGGGCUUCGCAAUUUAUAUUGGCGACCUCUUCACCACCGACUACCUACCUCUUCUUCUUUCCUCCCACCCCUUCUCCUUCCAAUCCGUAAUAUCCCUACGGAGCCGAUGGCUUGCGACUUGCCACGCUCUACUCAUACCUGUCUUUUAUUUCCUGUCCCUCAUUCCCAUGGAUCCGUUUCGAGCUGACAAACGUCUCCUCUGAAAGUCGGACCUGUCUCACUUUUGACCUGUUUCCUUGACGCCCUCGUUUUCGCUCGCUCCGCUUUACGACGCGCGCAAGACCGACCGACCCCUGACGGCUCGCAACCAUGGCGGGCGCCAGCCGCUUCCGGUUCCUGGCCGUUGCCGUGGUCUUCCACCUGGUUUACAUCUACUCUAUUUUCGACAUCUACUUCGUCAGUCCUAUUGUUAGCGGGAUGCGGUUGUACCAGCUAGAGAGGCCUGCUGGGGAGAGGGCACCCGCCGACCGGCUCGUCCUCUUUGUGGGCGACGGGUUGCGUGCGGACAAGGCGUUUCAAUCAUUUCCUGAACCCUACGCCAAGACGGAAGAUGACGAGGUUCCGAGACCGCUCGCGCCCUACCUUCGUUCCCGCGUGCUGGAACACGGCACUUUCGGCGUAUCCCACACCAGAGUGCCCACCGAAUCGCGACCCGGCCACGUUGCGCUUAUAGCCGGGCUUUACGAGGACGUUUCCGCCGUGGCAACCGGCUGGAAACUCAACCCGGUCAACUUCGACAGCGUCUUCAAUAGGAGCGCUCACACGUGGAGUUGGGGCAGCCCCGACAUCCUCCCCAUGUUUGAGCAGGGCGCGACUCCGGGGAGGAUAGACGCGGAUUGUUACGAUGCCGACUUCGAGGACUUUUCUCAAGACGCAACCCACCUGGACUUAUGGGUCUUCGAUCAUGUGAAGGAACUUUUUGCUGCCGCCGAGCAGAACAAGACUUUGAACGGUGCCCUCAGGCAAGACAAGAUCGUCUUUUUCCUCCAUCUCCUAGGGCUUGACACCAGUGGCCAUUCGUACCGUCCGUACUCGAAGGAGUACUUGAAUAAUAUCAAAAUUGUCGAUCAAGGUGUUAAAGAAGUAGCCGAGCUAAUCCAGGAUUUCUACCGUGAUGAUAGGACAGCUUUCGUUUUCACUGCCGACCAUGGAAUGAGCGACUGGGGUAGUCACGGAGAUGGCCACCCGGAUAACACGAGAACCCCAUUGAUUGCUUGGGGCUCGGGUGUUGCAAAGCCGUCUGUACAUGAGGGUGUCGUCGCACCUGGUCACGACGAGUACUCCUCGGAUUGGAAUCUUGAUCACAUCAGGAGGAACGACGUGCAGCAGGCCGAUGUUGCGGCCCUGAUGGCCUAUCUAGUCGGUGUCGAGUUUCCCGCCAACUCCGUGGGCGAACUUCCGCUUUCAUACCUAUCCGCAGACAUCAAGGAGAAGGCCGAAGCCUCUCUGGUGAACGCUCGGGAGAUUCUAGAGAUGUAUAAGGUGAAGGAAUCCCACAAGGAGGCGAAUGAGCUCCGUUAUCGAGCUUACAAGCCCCUGAGCGAGGAGAAUGGCCUGCUCCCGGAGAAGCGAGUGUCGAUCAUUCGAGACUUAAUCAGCACCGAGAAUUACGAGGAGGCCAUCGAAGAAUCCGCCGCCUUGAUGAAGAUUGGACUUGAGGGCAUGCGCUAUUUGCAGACUUACGACUGGUUGUUUCUGAGAGCUCUCAUCACCAUCGGCUAUCUUGGAUGGAUGGCUUAUGCUCUAACUACGGUUUUGGACCUACACGUAUUACAUGGGACAACGCAGGCAUCGAGAACCCUUGGUGGUGUCGUUGCCUUCUCUUCCGUUCUCGUCCUUCUUUAUUCGUCCUUCGUCAUCUCUCACUCGCCCUUCACGUACUAUGCUUAUGCCUUUUUCCCUGUAUUUUUCUGGGAGGAAGUAUACGCACGGAGAGAUAGCCUGAUCAAGGGCAGACAGGUCUUGUUCGGACACAUCAAAACUGGCGCCAACGUCUUUACCCUAGUGCUAAAUAUGAUUAUCUAUGUCGGUAUCAUUGUAUCGCUGGCCCUCGGAUAUAUUCAUCGAGAAAUAUUUACAGGGCUCUUCGUUGCCGGCGCCUUCUACCCGUUGACAGUAGGGAUAUCUUUCCUUCAGGAACACAUUCUCUUGAGCGUAACUUGGUUUGUGUUGUGUCUACUAAUGGGCAGUUUCACUUUACUACCGGCCAUGAAGGUCGAAAAUAUCCCGCUGAUCAUGCUUGGCGGCCUGCUCAUGGUCAUUGUCGGGCUUCUGUACCUGAUUUUUGAGGAUAGGCUCUUGGCAGAUUUUUCGAGCCCAAAGAGAUCCAGCGGCCUUCCAAAGGCUAACAGGGUCUCGAGAGCGUUGGUUGGCAUUCAGAUCGGGCUCAUCCUAUUAGCUAUGGUGGUCACUCGGGACAGUGCUCUGUCGCUACAAGCUAAGCAGGGCCUACCGCGCGGAAAUCAGGUAGUAGGCUGGUUGGUGUUGGUCGUGUCCUUGUUGAUGCCACUGACCCACAGACUUCAGCCGAACAACCACUACCUUCAUAGGUUGCUGGUUAUUUUCCUGACGUGCGCGCCAACCUUCGUUAUUCUCACCAUAUCCUACGAGGGGCUGUUCUACUUUGCUUUCAGCUCGACUCUGGCCACCUGGGUGCAGCUGGAACGUCACAGUUACGUAUUCUUACGGUCAGCGACCGGUGCGCCGGCAGCGAAGAAUACCGCCGAGGCGACGCCCAAGACAGUCGUGUCCAAAUUCCGGCCGCUGGCUUUGUCAGACACCCGCGUGGCUCUCUUCUUCUUCAUCCUUAUCCAGUCGGCCUUCUUCAGCACAGGCAACAUCGCUUCGAUUUCUUCCUUCAGCUUGGAGAGCGUAUGUCGACUCAUCCCGAUAUUCGACCCUUUCUCGCAGGGGGCGCUUCUGGUUCUUAAGAUUAUGAUUCCGUUUGCGCUCAUAUCCGCGAACUUGGGGAUUCUCAAUAAGAGAAUCGGCGUGGCGCCGUCGGCGCUAUUCAUGGCCGCGAUGGCGAUGAGCGACGUACUAACCCUCUACUUCUUCUGGGUAGUGAAGGACGAGGGUUCGUGGCUCGAGAUCGGGUCCACGAUCACGCACUUUGCCAUAGCUAGCCUGCUUUGCGUCUUCGUCGCCGCGCUCGAAGGCGUGAGUGCGUUGUUCAUCGCCGGCAUCGAGGUGGAGAGUAUGUAUGAGUUGACGGCUGUAAGCAACGGGACGGUGCCAAACGGCCCAGAGCGAGCUACCAACGGGGAGACCAAAGACGAUGGCCCGGCUAGUAGAUCAAAGGGGGAGAUAGAUACGCUGGCCGAGUCUACGUAGGCAGCGGUAACUCGUCGGCUCUGGGGACAGACAGAAGAUUCGAUAGAUAAAUACGUACGUAACGAGACGAGGCGGAGUGUCAGGCAGCCAUGUCUCAGAUGUUCGCAUAUUAUACUCAGUAUGUACUCAUAGUGAGCGCGGGAUUACGUAGGUAGGGACCGCAGCUGGGGUGCGCGUUGUUGAUGUGAUGGUGACCCGAUUCGGCAAAUUCCUCGGCACGUCUUGGAAGCUUGGACGGGCGUGAAGUUGCCAUUGGCCUCACUCUCCACAAUGCGUAUGCGCCACCGUAUGUGGAUGUACUCAUAUAUAUCUCCCUACCGCUGCCCCGUAUGUUUUGGAAGGC
Messenger RNA from Durotheca rogersii, 3718 nucleotides. RefSeq names its product GPI ethanolamine phosphate transferase 1. The transcript has 5 exons. The record is from RefSeq and is a predicted model, not a curated record. Gene Ontology annotation, biological process: GPI anchor biosynthetic process. NCBI's taxonomy places the organism in Eukaryota, Fungi, Ascomycota, Sordariomycetes, Xylariales, Xylariaceae. Gene Ontology annotation, molecular function: mannose-ethanolamine phosphotransferase activity. Bases 352 to 3375 code for a protein of 1007 amino acids. Gene Ontology annotation, cellular component: endoplasmic reticulum membrane.